GUGUAUCCGCCUUCAUUCUAAACGUCGAUACACAUAAGUUAAACAUAGUUAUGACAAUCACGAUCUAUAUCUUUCAUGUUUUUGUUGUUAUAUGGAUUCUGUUGUUCGCAGAUUCCGUCGGACAAAGGUCGAAGUGUCCUCCUGACAUGACGGAUGUCCAAUACGAGUUGCCAGUUACUAUUGUGAAGGUUUGCCAAGAUGACUGGGCUUCUGGCAUAGCUACGGUGUUCCUGGACACAAGUUCAGCCCCUACAUACGCCAACGUUACAUGCGCAUGUUCCGUGACAUCGGAACAUCGCGCGAGCGUUAGUGCAUCAUUCACCAUGAACUCAAACACAGACACGAUAUGGUUUGAAUUUCCCACAAGUAAUUUAACUGGGCGCCAACAAAAUGGGAUAUUUGUCUUCGAUAAGAGUCUUGCUUUUCGGUACUGGAGCACCACAGAUCAUAAUACACUGCCUGCAUGCCUUAAACUACUUUUAACAGUAACCGAAAACGCAAAUCAUACCGAGAACAAUUUUAAUGUUAGUUGUCGAAGAUCCGUUACGUAUUCCUCUCCGACACCAACAACACAAGCAUCUAGUUUCGUCGGAACGGAGGAGCCUAAAUCAACAAGCUAUGCCCCAAUGGCUGUUGGUGUAAGUGCAGGUGUUCUUUUGAUUGCAGUCGUCAUUGCUGCGGCCCUUAUUUUCAUUAAACGUCGGCGGAAAUAUUCUGAAGAAAACCCAAGCGAAAACUAUAACCAUGAAAUGGAAAAUCAGACAAACACCAUGGUGGACACCAAACAGGGUAUUGAUGAGGAUUCUGGUGAUAAGUAUAAAGAAAACAUUAUCAUUUCUGAUACCUAUGCCUCAGUAGGCUAUGAGAGGGUAGUUGAGCCAAGUGGCAUUAAUCCAGUCGAAGAAACUUCUGGUACGAAGGCUACCGACGACUAUUACAGCACGGUUUCCAAAGAUCGUAACCGGAAUGUAAAUAAGAAAAGUGAUACAGAUAAACAUGGGAAUACCACACUUGGAAUCAAAGGCAAUGGUGAACAAGAAAUGAGAACUAACCCACAACAUUGUUUUAAUACAGCAUUUGAUGGAUCCUCGGAUGUGUAUAACCAUCUUAACGAAAAGGAGACAGUUCAACCCGUAAACGUUUACGGUAGCCUGACAACAAAUGGUGAUCAUCCAAAAGACUUGCUAAAGGAGUAUGAUCACAUUGAACAACAAACAGGAGAAAUGGAGCAUAGCAAAAAGGAUGAAACAUAUGACUCUGUAAUAUAAAACAUUGAAGCCUUUAAAUGUGUUACAUAACUAUACAUAUUUUGUGAUUUUAUAUGUAUUCAAUGAAUAUGUAUAUAAGUAUAUAACUCUAAAAUGCAUAUCAAUAUGAAUAUAUAGAUUUCUAUAAUAUGUAUAAAUUUGUAUAUAAGUAUAGAACUCUACAAUGUAUAUCAAUAUGAAUACAUAUAACUCUAGCAUGUAUAUCAAUAUAUGAGUUGUGCACUUGUGUACCAAUACUGAAUAUCACUGUACUAUAAAAACUGACCACAACAAGGUGGUAGCCCCAAUGUUUAUCAAAAAUAAUUACUGCUUAGUGCAUGUAUUUUUUCCCAUUUCGUACGGUCAUUUAACAACGGGGCUGUUAUUACUUCAUGUAAAUUUAACUGCAGAAGAAAGAAGUACCGCAGUUGAAAUAGGGAAAAGAACCAUAAUAGGUGAAAACAGGUGAAAAUAAAAGAUACGCACAACGUUCCAUUUGCAAAUAUUCAAUGCUCCUGUUUCCCAUUGUGAUAUGAACAUUAUUGAAAAAUUACAACUAUUAUUCGAAACAGGAUGUCAAAAACCACAUUACCACGCACAGCGGACAGGGGCGUAGCUAGGGUGCAUUCUUGGCGAUAUGAUGUGCUUUAUUAAGUUCUGGAAAAUGGACAGUUUUAGGGUCAAGUACGCAUUCUGCAACUUUGCCUGAUUUUUUGUCAGAAUCAUGUGGAAUCAGCCGCGUACUCGCGUUUACGCAGCUACGCGCCUGGCGAAUAUACCUUUCCAUUAUUGUAUAAUCACCAGCGGAAAAUGCCAAUGUCUCUAUUGAAGGAUAAACGUAGGUCUUUACGCUAUUGGUGAAAUGGAUAGUGUUAUCCAUAUCAACUCUAAAACGAUCGGCAAUU
Messenger RNA from Mya arenaria, 2152 nucleotides. RefSeq lists its product as uncharacterized. The transcript has 6 exons. The record is from RefSeq and is a predicted model, not a curated record. The coding region runs from base 51 to 1268 and encodes 405 amino acids. NCBI's taxonomy places the organism in Eukaryota, Metazoa, Mollusca, Bivalvia, Myida, Myidae.